Molecule: messenger RNA, 742 nt
Organism: Cokeromyces recurvatus
Lineage: Eukaryota; Fungi; Mucoromycota; Mucoromycetes; Mucorales; Mucoraceae
Product: histidine phosphatase superfamily
Exons: 3
Coding region: 37-696 (219 amino acids)
Biological process (GO): fructose 1,6-bisphosphate metabolic process; positive regulation of DNA repair; fructose 2,6-bisphosphate metabolic process
Cellular component (GO): cytosol
Molecular function (GO): fructose-2,6-bisphosphate 2-phosphatase activity
Source: RefSeq, a predicted model, not a curated record
AGCCACUUUCUUAUAAAAAAAAAAAAAGAAAAAAAAAUGUCUUUAUUGGUGACUUUAGUUCGUCAUGGCAAUACCAAUGCUAACAAUGAACGUUGGUUACAAGGACAUACUGAUACUGACUUGAAUGAAAACGGGUUAAAGCAAGCUGACAGUUGCGGUGAACGCUUAAAGGAACAAAAUUUUGAUCACGUUUAUUGUAGUGACUUAAAACGUUGUAAACAGACAGCUUCUGCCAUUCUCUCCUAUCAAAAAUCUGUCUCUAUUGAUUACCUUCCAUUAUUACGCGAACGAGAUUUCGGUAAACUUUCUCGUCAACCACUAAAGUACCUCAAUACAGAGUCACAACGACUGAAUUUAACUAUCGAUCAGUUCAUCGUUAAUCAUCAAGGUGAAAGUGAAAAGACCUUUCGGGAAAGAGCAGUAGCUGCAUGGAAAUUUAUUAUUAAGGAUGCACAAGAGAAAAAAUAUAGGUCCAUUCUAGUGGUAACACAUGGUGGACCAUUAAAGUAUCUCUCUAGUUAUUGGAUUGAGAGUGGAUUUAAGACUGCUCAAGAUGGGCUUGUAGUAGCGCCUGUAGCACAAGGCAAUACAGCCAUUACUCGUAUCAGUGUGACAGAUAAACUAAUUUAUGAGUUUAAUUCAACAAAUCAUCUAAAGGAACAAAAUUCAACUCAACCUCCUCCUCCAGCCGUUUAGAAUAGCUGAUAUUAUAGACUAGUUAAUAAAUAAAUAAAUAAAAAAC